Messenger RNA from Gossypium arboreum, 783 nucleotides. RefSeq lists its product as uncharacterized. NCBI's taxonomy places the organism in Eukaryota, Viridiplantae, Streptophyta, Magnoliopsida, Malvales, Malvaceae. The coding region runs from base 1 to 783 and encodes 260 amino acids. The transcript is spliced from 2 exons. The record is from RefSeq and is a predicted model, not a curated record.
AUGUUACUAGCAACUAGUGCUCAGACAAUAUUAACCUUUGCUCCUGUUCAAAUGAGUUCUGACAUGGUGAAUCUCUUAGAAAACUUUGAUGAUGUAUUUCAAACACCAAAGGGGUUACCCUCAACCAAGCUGCAAGACCACAGAAUUCCAUUAAUUGAUGAGAGUAAGGUAAUUAAAGUAAGACCUUAUAGAUAUCCAGCAGUGCAAAAAGCAGAUAUUGAAAAUCUUAAUCAUGAAAUGCUACAAACUGGGGUAAUUCGUGAUAGUAACAACCCUUUUGCUUCACCAGUUGUAAUGGAGCCUCCAAUUCAUUUACCCUAUCUAGUAGGAACAUCUAAUGUAGAGAAAUUUGACAGAAACCUUCAACAUAGACAAACUAUGAGGAAACUACUUAGGUUUCACUUAAAACGUACUCAAGAAAGAAUGAAGCAGAUGGUCGAUAGAAAAAGGUCUGAUAGAGAAUUUCAGGUUGGAGACUUAGUCUACCCGCGACUUCAACCUUACAGGCAACAUUCGAUGAGGAAGAUUAAGAACCAAAAGCUCUCACCUAAAUAUUUUGAACCUUAUCUAGUGGAAGCUAAGGUGGGGAAGGUAGCUUACAGAUUACAGUUGCCUCAUAGAGCUCGAAUACACUCAACCUUCCAUGUCUUACAACUGAAGAAGUACAUAGUUUCAGCUAUCGGUUCACUAAUGUUACUCCUAACAGGAUCUGAUGGUGUCAUAUUGAAGGAACCAAUUAAUAUUCUAGAGAGGAGAAUGAUAAGGAAAAGGAUCAAGCUAUAA